This is a messenger RNA of Anarrhichthys ocellatus (wolf-eel), 2451 nucleotides long. RefSeq names its product mitochondrial ribosomal protein L46 (gene mrpl46). Lineage: Eukaryota; Metazoa; Chordata; Actinopteri; Perciformes; Anarhichadidae. The record is from RefSeq and is a predicted model, not a curated record. The coding region runs from base 4 to 885 and encodes 293 amino acids. The transcript has 4 exons. Gene Ontology annotation, molecular function: structural constituent of ribosome. Gene Ontology annotation, cellular component: mitochondrial large ribosomal subunit.
AAGAUGGCUGCGCCCUGUAGAAGGAUGGCCAGUCGGUCUCUCUUACAGGUUCUGUCUUGCUUUAGCAGGACAGCGGUCAGGAACGCGGGGUUUCGUCCGUUUUCCAGCACUUCUGUUUGUCGGGCGACUUUAACGACCCAAAGUGUGACGGAAAGAGCUCGUUCUCCGUGGACUUUGAUGGCAGCCGUGUGUCUGCAAAGGUUUCCGGUCAUUUCAGCGGACUGCACCCCGAUAGAGCAGCAGUUCAGACAGAUGAUGCGCCAGAUGGAGCUGGAGAAAAGCUUGCUGUCGGACCACGAGCUGCGGCUGCUGGAGGACGCUGAGAGGAUGAGUCGCAAGCAGGCGGACGACUACGACUCGGAUGAGGACGACGACCUCGGGGACCAGGAGAUCGUGUUGGCUCAGGACCUGGAAGACUCCUGGGAGCAGAAGCUGAAGAGCUUCCAGCCAACGCCAAGGGUCACAGCUGAUGCAGAUGAGGACUUGACCUCGUUGGAGCGCUGCCUGGCCGACUCGCUGUUCCUCCUGGCCGAGCAGCAGGUCGGCGAGGGGAAGCUGUGGCUGCUGCCUCAGACACGGUGGCAGGACGGAGAAACGCUGCGGCAGACGGCCGAGAGAGCCCUCGCUUCCCUGCCAGCAGCUGGUCUCAAGGCGACUUUCCUCGGCAACGCCCCCUGCGGAGUGUACAAGUACAAACUGCCCAAAGCCGCUCGGACGGAGAGCACAGUCGGAACAAAGGUGUUCUUCUUCAAAGCCGUCCUGUCGGACAGCGGGCCCCCCGCGGCCCCAAACCCUCCACUUCUGUGGGCGAAGAAAAGCGAGCUGCAGCGCUACCUGAAACCAGCGUACAUGAUGGCGGUCGACCGCUUCAUCCUCGGCCUGUGACACCCAAACACAGAGCGGGGACACCGGCUCACGGAACAAUAAUUUAUGAGGCGCAGAAAGUUACCCUUGCAGUUUCUGUCGUCUUGUAACAUAAAGUGUUCUUUCAUCCGAUAUGUGUUGUAUUAUAUAAAUAAAGUGUUUUGAUUCUAAGGUUGGCAAAACCCUCAGAUUUCACCUCUGCCUUACACGACCAAGUAAUAUCUAGGCUGUCAUGGAUACAACUUUUAAGAAAUUAUCUUAAAAAUGAGUCCUGAACUUUGACUUAUGAAUAAAAAAGAUCAGUAACAGUAGGCCUUUUUCAAUAGAAGCCCAAAGUUGCGUCAAGCAAAGUCAAAGUGUGAUUCUUAAAUAGUAAGUAAACUACCCUCAAGGCCCUCCCUCAAGCACCGAAACACCCAAUAGCGAGCCUCAGAAGAUGAGAAGCAGCGUCACGCACACCGUGUCGCGAUUAAGACUCCUCCAUUGUGUCGCAUACUUCAAUGUGCUGCAACAUACGAGAGGGAAGCUCACAUUCGAUAUUUCCCCUGCAGUUUUGUCAACUCGUGCUAUUUGAAAAUAUCGCUCGUAAAAGUCGUAAUGAGUCAAAAGAAGGAUAUAGUAAGAUUUAGCGUGAGAACCAUCUGUGGAGGUCCUAUAAGAAGUUUGUGUGUCAAUCACAUUUACGUUUGUUUCUGAUAACUUCAAACAUUUCCAUAAAAGUUUUUUUUUUUUUUUAAUUUCUGAUUUCUAGGUUUUGCUGAACUCGAUACAGAUAAUAAUUAUAUGACUGCCAUACUGGAGUAUAGCAGUUGUCUUAACGGAAGUGUUAUUUAUUUAUUCGUUUUUUACACCUGCAGCAGUUAAUGAGCACACCGAAAGCCGAAAUGUUGUUGCUGCCGUUUGGAGUGCAGGCUUACUCAUGAGCUAUGUCGGCCCGGCAGGCCUGCUGGAGGAGAUCUGUUGGGCUCCGGCAGAUUCCCGUUGUCCGACAGUAGAUGGCAGUGUUGGCACACCGGCGCUGGGAGGAGCUCUGUGAGGAGCCGUCUAAUUACGCCUGUGUGGCGGUGACCCCAGAGGGGGGCUGCAGAGAGAGCUUUUCUGAUCAACUUGGCUUCCUCUUACUCAUUCUGAAAAUAUCCAUCGUAGCAGGCAAAUGUUCCUCUGGAAUGGCUACGAUAAUUCGUCUUAGGUAAGAGCAUUCUGAUGUUCCCGACCCAGCCUCUCGGAUCAGCCUGUUCUUUCUAUUUGUGUCUGCCGGGACAAGGAGUUAUUAAUGUUGUAGACAUUGGCAUUAGAUUUUCCCAUCUUUAUUUUUCAGGGCUCGUUGAAAGCCCGCGGCCAGAGCCGCUUGCAAGAUUGGCAGAGUGCAACGCAGCCCUGCUCCGUCUGUGGAGAUGUGAAGGUCAGGGCGAGGUAAUAAAGGCCAUUUCUAACUGUUAAGACACUUUGAUCUGCACACAGAACCGGAGCUUCCUCUUCUGCCGGCUGACAGAGGCCGCCUCCGUCCGGGUUAUGGUCCCUGAUGUCAAAUCAAGGUGUAACCGCAGGUACAAAAAAUGAGCACAAACAGUCGCUGCUUUCAUCUCC